This is a messenger RNA of Perca flavescens (yellow perch), 2478 nucleotides long. RefSeq names its product protein phosphatase 2, regulatory subunit B', delta (gene ppp2r5d). The record is from RefSeq and is a predicted model, not a curated record. Gene Ontology annotation, cellular component: nucleus; cytosol; protein phosphatase type 2A complex. The transcript is spliced from 17 exons. Lineage: Eukaryota; Metazoa; Chordata; Actinopteri; Perciformes; Percidae. Gene Ontology annotation, molecular function: protein phosphatase activator activity. Bases 64 to 1890 code for a protein of 608 amino acids. Gene Ontology annotation, biological process: signal transduction; protein dephosphorylation.
GAGUGACAGCGUCUGAGUCCCGGGGAAGAACAUCACGGAGCCUCCCCUGACAACAUAGUCAAGAUGCCGAACAAAACCAAGAAGGACAAGGAAACCACCAAGAGUGCUAAGAGCAUUAAGAACAGCACCCCUAGUGGCGGUGGUGGUGUUGGCGGUGGGAAAGAUGCUGCAGCCGAGAACUCAGACGAGUCCCAGCAGCAGCAGAGCAGCAGUAAUAAGCGUCCCAGCAACAGCACCCCCCCUCCCACCCAGCUCAAUAAGAUCAAAUACUCCGGUGGGCCUCAGCUGGUGAAGAAGGAGCGCCGCCAGAGCUCGUCUCGCUUCAGCCUCACCAAGAACCGAGAGCUGCAGAAGCUGCCCGCCCUCAAAGACUCGGCGGUGGUAGAGCGAGAGGAUCUGUUCGUACAGAAGCUGCGUCAGUGCUGCGUCCUGUUUGACUUCGUGAGCGACCCGCUCAGCGACCUGAAGUACAAAGAGGUGAAGAGAGCCGGACUCAACGAGAUGGUGGAGUACAUCACGCACAACAGCAACGUGGUCACGGAGAGCAUCUACCCCGAGGCUGUGUUCAUGUUUUCAGUGAACUUGUUCCGGACUCUUCCUCCGUCCUCCAACCCGACGGGAGCUGAGUUUGAUCCUGAAGAAGACGAACCGACGCUGGAGGCUGCCUGGCCUCACCUGCAGCUCGUCUACGAGUUCUUCCUCCGGUUCCUCGAGUCUCCAGACUUCCAGCCGAACAUCGCCAAGAAAUACAUCGAUCAGAAGUUUGUAAUGUCGCUGCUGGAGCUGUUUGACAGCGAGGAUCCCAGAGAGAGAGACUUCCUGAAGACAAUCCUCCACCGGAUCUACGGAAAGUUCCUCGGCCUCCGCGCCUAUAUCCGCCGCCAGAUCAACAACAUCUUCUACAGAUUUAUCUACGAGACAGAACAUCACAACGGCAUCGCUGAGCUGCUGGAGAUCCUGGGGAGCAUCAUCAACGGCUUUGCUCUCCCGCUGAAAGAAGAACACAAAAUGUUUCUGAUCCGAGUUCUGCUGCCGCUUCAUAAAGUCAAGUCUCUGAGCGUCUACCACCCCCAGCUGGCGUACUGUGUGGUCCAGUUCCUGGAGAAAGACAGCAGUCUGACGGAGCCGGUGAUCAUGGGCCUGCUGAAGUUCUGGCCAAAGACCCACAGUCCGAAGGAAGUGAUGUUCCUCAACGAGCUGGAGGAAAUCCUGGAUGUUAUCGAGCCCUCGGAGUUUGUUAAAGUCCAGGAGCCGCUGUUCAGACAGCUCGCCAAGUGUGUGUCCAGCCCGCACUUCCAGGUGGCAGAGAGAGCUCUGUAUUACUGGAACAACGAGUACAUCAUGAGUCUGAUCAGCGACAACGCCGCCAAGAUCCUCCCCAUCAUGUUCCCCGCGCUCUACAAGAACUCCAAGAGCCACUGGAACAAGACGAUCCACGGUCUGAUCUACAACGCUCUGAAGCUCUUCAUGGAGAUGAACCAGAAGCUGUUUGAUGACUGCACACAGCAGUACAAGGCUGAGAAACAGAAAGAGAAGUAUAAGCUGAAGGAGAGAGAGGAGGUGUGGUACAAGAUCGAAGAGCUGGCCCAACACAACCCCCAGAGCACUAAGCUCCGCCCAGGACUCCACCCACAGGAAGAGUACAUGUUGUACAGUGACAGCAGUGUGGUGGUCUACUCGAUGGAGACCGAGACUCCGACAGCUGAAGACAUCCAGCUGCUGAAGAAGACCGUGGAGAGGGAAGCCUCACAGGGUCUGAAGGAUCUGAAGAAAGACAAGGUCCUGACGCGGAGGAAGUCGGAGCUGCCCCAGGACGUCUACACCAUCAAAGCUCUGGAGGCUCACAAGAGAGCCGAGGAGUACCUGACAGCCAAUCAGGAGGCUCUCUGACCCCGCUGUCUGAUUGGACGAACCUGAAAGCAGUCUCUCGGCCCCCCCCAAGGGGGGGGGGGUUGUUCGAAUCAGAUCAGGACGGAGAAAAAAAACCCAAAAAACCCCAAACCGUCUUGAGACCAAGACGCUGACAUCACCUCCGACACUUUCAUCUGCACCACGACGACGCAGCGAAGCCCGGCGGUCCCUGAACGCAUCAGCCAGCAGCUGGCCUUUCCCACAGCGGGCCCCGAACCUGAACGCACCGUCGAGGGUUUCAGCGCUAACGAGCAGACGAGCAGCGGAGGAGGAGGAGGAGGAAGAGGAGGAGGAGGAGGAGGAGUAACGUUUUGGGGUUGUUUUAUCGUAAUGUUCCCGCUGUGGGAAAGGUUCUGACGCGACUGACCAAUCGGCUGUCGGCACGGCUCUGUGACGAGACGCAGUGAAUGUAGACGUCCAAUCGGCAUCCAGCGUUUUAGAGCCGACAUGAGUUAUAAUAUCGGUUUGUUUUCUGAGUUUUUCUGUCUGUGAUGUCGUGAUGAGAGAAGCUGCACCACUGUUUCUCACUUACAGCGCUAAACCACUGCUGGUACUGGCUCGGCUCGG